Eleginops maclovinus (Patagonian blennie) is the source of this 1907-nucleotide messenger RNA. It is a transcript of the gene b4galt7, whose product is annotated as xylosylprotein beta 1,4-galactosyltransferase, polypeptide 7 (galactosyltransferase I). Gene Ontology annotation, molecular function: xylosylprotein 4-beta-galactosyltransferase activity. NCBI's taxonomy places the organism in Eukaryota, Metazoa, Chordata, Actinopteri, Perciformes, Eleginopidae. Gene Ontology annotation, cellular component: Golgi apparatus. Gene Ontology annotation, biological process: proteoglycan biosynthetic process; carbohydrate metabolic process. The transcript is spliced from 6 exons. The coding region runs from base 485 to 1441 and encodes 318 amino acids. The record is from RefSeq and is a predicted model, not a curated record.
ACACGGUCUCAAAUGCAACACGGACAUCACUACAAUCGGCUUUCUGUUUGAUAUUUUUCCACCGUGAAAUUACCGUUAGAUUUUAUCUCUCCCGGUUCUGUGGUUCUUUAGUCUUAUUCACUGCUUUAAUCAAACGUUAACGGACACUCGGUGGCGGACAAAGCGGACCGAAAAACGGGGAGAUAUUUGAACCCGGAGCUUUGGAGCGUGAGAACCGCUACAUGCUACGUGUACAGUAAUAACAACUUGGAGGCCAGAAACCGCUUUUAAAGAACAUGGAUUAUUCUCUUAUUGUGACUUAAAUAAGCAAAUGUUUUCCGGCUCUAAGGGGCCGGGGGGAGUUUGGGUGGAGUUAGCAGAAAGUUAGCAUGGAAGACAAUGUGAAGGAAGAUGAAACACUGAUGUGAAAAACUACAUUUACCUUUUUGUUUUUGAAGAGUUUGUGUUUUUAAAAUUUAAUCUCGAAUCACAUCUGGGUUUGAAGAUGAUGUACUCAUCCAGGAGGAAGCCUGUCCUCUACUUCAAAGAGGAGAGAAGGUUCCUCUCCGGUAAAUGCACCGUGUACAAGCUGUUCGGGCUGUGCAUGGUGCUGCUGCUCGUCUCUCUGCUGUGGCUGCAGCUCAGCUGUUCGGGGGAGAUGUCCUCCCCCCUGCAUGAGGAGCGCCGCCUCCCCCCGCAGCCUCCCUGCCCCCCCACCAACAGGCAGGCGGAGGACGACCAGUCGUGGGGUCCUCACAAGCUGGCCCUCAUCGUGCCCUUCAGGGAGCGCUUCGACGAGCUGCUGGUGUUCGUGCCCUUCAUGCACGACUUCCUGAACAAGAAGAAGAUCCGCCACCAGAUCCUCGUCAUCAACCAGGUGGACCACUACAGGUUCAACCGAGCGUCCCUGAUCAACGUGGGCUUCCUGGAGAGCGGGAAUGACACGGACUACCUGGCGAUGCACGACGUGGAUCUGCUGCCGCUCAACAAGGCUCUGGAUUACGGCUUCCCCUCCGAGGGGCCGUUCCACGUGGCGUCGCCCGAGCUGCACCCCCUGUAUCACUACAAGACCUACGUGGGGGGGAUCCUCAUGCUCACCAAGAAACACUACCACAUGUGUAACGGGAUGUCCAACAGGUUCUGGGGUUGGGGCCGAGAAGACGACGAGUUCUACAGAAGACUGAGGAAAGCCGACUUGCAGCUCUUCAGGCCGAGCGGCAUCACGACGGGAUAUAACACAUUCCUCCACAUCCACGACUCGGCCUGGAGGAAAAGAGACCAGAAGAGAGUCGCCUCGCAGAAACAGGAGCAGUUUAAGGUGGAUCCAGAGGGGGGGCUGACGAACCUCAAGUACCAGGUGGAUUCGAGGCGGGAGCUGAGCAUCAGCGGCGCUCCGUGCACCGUCAUCAACACCCGGCUGGAGUGCGACCAGGACCUGACGCCCUGGUGCCUCCUCACAUAGACACGCAGGAUCUAAAGGUCAGAUUUCAAAAUCCCGCGGCGACGCUCCGAGCGUUUCCACGCUAACGCUGGUCCUGGUUCGAGACUUUGCAGCAGAGGAAACCGUGACUGAACGGAGCAGAAACCCUGCAGAGGAACGUCUUUAUGAUUAUCAGGUACAUCUCAACAAUAAAACUGCUGAUUCACAAGGAAUAAAAAACCGUCGGAUGGUUUUAAGACUUUUAAUUUAUGGACUUUCAGCAGCAGAAACCUCAGUGCACGGACACGGACUUUAGCAGCAAACCACGGCUGUAUUAUUUCAGCGUUUUGGGAUCAUUGUUACAUUUAAAAACUAACAUCUGAAGUGUGUUUCAUGGUACUUUUUUGAGUGUCUGCUGUUGAAAUGCAGAGGGAGGAAGCAGUAAGUAUGUUUUUCUACUUUGUAUUUUUUGUGUCUUCAACAAAACUCGCCAAAGAUUAAAAAAUAA